AUGAAAAUGGAGGACGGGGGCAAAGUCCCUGUUUUCCUCAAACAGGCCUCAAAUGUUGAAGUCUGGCAGGGAGAUGUAGCUAGGCUCUCUGUUACUGUUACUGGCAGCCCCACACCCAAAAUCCAGUGGUUUUUCAACAGUAUGAAGCUAACCCCAUCGAUGGACUGUAAGUUAGUGUUUGCUGGCAAUGACCACAGCCUCAUCCUCCCAUAUGCGGGUGUGCAGGAUGAGGGUGAGUACACGUGCGUGGCCAGCAAUGCAUACGGUGAGACCACAUGCAGUGCCCACCUCCACGUGCGGCAGCGGGUACAAGGAGUCCCUCGCUUUGCCAGGGAGCCAGACAGCGUGCGGUGUGCGCUGGGCUUCACUGCAGUCUUUGAGUACACUGUGGCUGGGGAGCCAUGCCCUGAUGUGCAGUGGUUCAAGGGGAAUAAGCAGCUCUUCUCUGAUGCACAUUGUUCUGUUGCUAACCACCCUGAUGGCUCAGGCUCCCUGACAGUGUGGAAGUGCAUGGAGGAGGACGCUGGGCUCUACACGUGCAGGGCGGUGAGCGCCCUGGGCGAGGCCACAUGCUCUGCUGAGCUCCUUGUACUGCCAGAGGAGCAUGCUGCGUGCAGGCAGAGCCCAGCCUUGCAACACUCUGCAGUGGCAGAGGACCAAAGCCCCCUCUCCUAUGAGGAGGCUGGUGAGCUUCCUGCCAUGGAAGGAGCACUCAGCCUUGAGGUCAUGAGGGAGCCCCUGACCCUCCUUCAGCUCCAGACGAGCCAGGCAGAGCACACACUGGCCAGGGAGGACAUCUUGCCUGCCCUGCCACCAGCCUGUCUGGCUGCACAGAGUGUUGAAGAGAUGCUUGCCCAGGUGGCCACAACACAAGAGAGCAGCAGGCUUCUGGCAGAGGCACUGCAAACCCUCCCUGCUGGCCCCCAGGGUGUGGUGCCUGCAGCAGUGAUGGAGACACGACUGCUGGGCUGCCUUGGGACUGUAGCUGCACAGAUGCUCUUGCCCAAGGAGCAAGUCAUCCCCAAGGCAGCACAGCAAAUGGCUGUUCUGAAGGCAGAGGCUUCCCCAGCGCUUCUACAGGUGUCAAGCACCACCGAGAGCCAUGCCAUAGAUGGUGACCACAUCCAGGUCCUUGAGGGCUUCCAGGCAAUGCAAGGUGAGCUGAAGGCUGAACCCCAAUUUCCCUCUGAACUGGCUUUCACUGAAGGCCAAGCUGUGCCCCUGGAGAACAUUUUUUCCCUGGAAGCAGCAGAGGCUGAUUUUGCUGCAAGAAUCCAUGAGGGACAGGCUGUGAGAUUUCCCUUGCUGCUAGAAGAAAACCAGCCCCUGGACGAGGAACAUGUCGUGGAUCUUGCCAGCCCACUUAGGCGGUGUCCAAGGGCAGAGAGACAACCCCAUGAAACAAUGUACACUCACCAGCUCCUGCCAAGCCAAGUCCUCAACAAAGAGAGCCAGCUCACUGCUGGGAUUCCCAGGAGCUUCAACUUAGACAUAAAGUCUCAAAUUAGAAAUGCACUGAAAGCUGCAGUGGUAAGCGAGCAAAACCUCUUGUUUUCAGAAUGGUUGGCUGAUAAAGAAAAUGUUGAAGUAAGGACAUUAAACAUCACCGAGGAACAUAAACAUACUCAAUGCACCUAUGUUGUGACCACAGGAGGACUCAGUCCCAUAGAAAUACCAGUCUCCUUGGGAGAAGUCAGCAUUCAGACAGCUGACCAGAAAAUGGUCUUGAAGGAGGCUUUCUAUUCUCUUAUUUGUGAAGAAAAACAUCUCUUGACAGAUGAAAAAUCCAAAGCAUUGCCAGUCGAUCCCAGUCCAUUUCUCUCAGGAAAAUCCUCUGAGCUGGAGCCCCAGCAGGCUGAGAGGACUACAGAGGCAGAAAUACCCCUGGAGCAGCCUUUGUCUGCACAAGUAAUGGACACUGUGAUGGGGCAUGGUCAAAUCAAGGAUGUGGGUGCAGCUGCAGCCACUGCUGAUGUAGCCUCUGCAGGUGUCCCCAUUGAGACACCCACAGAAAUACUGAAAAGGAAGGAGAAAAGGGAAGAAAUAUGUGAGGAAGAGGGCAGAGAGGGUCUGGAAACUAGAGCUGGGAAGCUAGAAGAUGAGCUGGGCAAAGAGAGUUAUCCCAUCAUACACAGCAAACUGGUGGACACUGUUGUGGAGGAAGGGGAGAGUGUCAGUCUGGUGUCUGCCAUAACAAAUGUCAGAGAGGUGAACUGGUACUUUGAGGGUAAACUGGUGUCUUCAGGCGACAAAUUCAAGUGUUUGCAAGAUCAGGACAUGUACACACUAGUAAUAAGCAAAGUGUGCACGGAGAUUCACCAAGGAGAGUACACCUGUGAGGCACUGAAUCAAAGUGGAAAAAGAGCAACAGCAGCAAAACUCACAGUUGUUAAAAGAGGUUGGAUUAUGGGCAUAAGAUACUGCCUUUCUAAUACACUGUUCUACUAA
Messenger RNA from Cariama cristata (Red-legged seriema), 2448 nucleotides. Its product is annotated as titin-like. The transcript has a single exon. The coding region runs from base 1 to 2448 and encodes 815 amino acids. The record is from RefSeq and is a predicted model, not a curated record. Lineage: Eukaryota; Metazoa; Chordata; Aves; Cariamiformes; Cariamidae.